CCGAACUGCAAACAUGAGGCCGCUUACAGAACCCGAGACCAAGACGCUCUUCGAGAAGCUCGCCUCGUACUGUGGAAAGGGCAUCACAAACCUCAUUGCCGAUCCUGCUGGCGGCUCAGAUCGCAAUGUCUUCCGCGUGCAGGGCUCACGAGUCUACUACGUGCGCGAAUCCAUAGCCAAUCUCGCCACGAGCGUCGCGCGCGACAACCUGCUCUCUCUCGGCAUCUGUCUUGGAAAAUUCACAAAGACGGGCAAGUUCCGGCUGCACAUUACGGCGUUGAGCGUCAUCGCGCCGCACGCUCGCUACAAGGUGUGGGUGAAGCAGAACGGCGAGAUGCCGUUUCUGUACGGCGGCAACGUGCUCAAGGCGCACGUGGGCCGAUGGAGUGAGGAUUGCCCGGAGCACCAGGGUGUCGUGGUGCUGAGUAUGAACGACACGCCAUUGGGCUUCGGCGUGAGUGCGAGAUCUACGGCUGAUGCGCGCAAGUUGGAUCCUACGGGUAUUGUCACGUUCAGGCAAGCGGAUAUUGGCGAGUACCUGAGAGAGGAAGAUUCGCUGUUUACGACUUGAGUCAUGGAGGGGCAGGGCGGUGACUAUUAUACUCUAGGAAAGUGGACUUGAAGUGGUGUAGUAAGCCAGAUGGAAAACAAGCGCGCAACAAGGUAUAUACGCAUAUGCGAAAAGGAUACGCUAUCCAGCGCGAGGCAGCAGCGAGCAAGUACGCCAACAACGAGAUGGCUUGCUGUAAGAAGAACUCCAGAGCAACGAAUAAGAUACCCAAGUC
Molecule: messenger RNA, 785 nt
Organism: Exserohilum turcica Et28A
Lineage: Eukaryota; Fungi; Ascomycota; Dothideomycetes; Pleosporales; Pleosporaceae
Exons: 3
Coding region: 14-571 (185 amino acids)
Biological process (GO): ribosomal large subunit biogenesis; ribosome assembly
Cellular component (GO): nucleus; nucleolus; preribosome, large subunit precursor
Molecular function (GO): RNA binding
Source: RefSeq, a predicted model, not a curated record